CCCUUUUUUUAGCUAAUUUGCCUGGACCAAGACUGCUUUCCUUUUAGGGAACACAAUCGACACAAGUAUAUAAUAUCGUUCUAUCUUUGUUACUCAUUGAAUAUAAAAAAAAGAUAAAACGAUGCUUGUGUCGAUUGUGUUCCCUAAAAGAAAAGCAGUCUAAAUUGCGUAAACGUAGUUGUAAACCUAAAAUUGUAAAAAACUGAUCAAUCACAAAUAAUUAUUUUUUUAGUAAUCGAAGAAUAAUCGACUGUGAUUAGUUGAUUUCGUACAACCUUAUGUUUACAACUACGUUUACGCAAUUGUAAAAUCGCCUUAAUGUAGUGCCACAUUCAUUCCAUAAUUCCAUUCAUUCCUAUAACCGCUAUAACCUCACUAGUCACUUGGGUGAAUAUCACACUUACGGAUCAGUUAUAGACGAUAAACAUGUAUUUGACAAUUCUUCGCUUUCUAUAGUCAAGUAACAUAUUAUCAACGUAACGCAAUAUCUCAGGGUUUCCUGGCGUUUUAGUCAUUGCCGUGCAGUAGCUAGCGACAGAUAACGUAGUAUUUUAAGAACCAAAUAGUGUCACUUAUCUGAUUGUGUCGUGUGGUAUAUAAACGGAAAUUUUAUUUACAAGUGUCUUAAUCGUGUAUCUAAGCGUUGUGUUCUAUAAAGUUCUAUAAAGUUCGUACUUUUUAAAAAGAAGGAACACUUGAGACGGGCAAAAUAAUUAAGAUGGCAUUGGGACAGAGAAUAUCUUUACAGAUAAAGGAACUGGUGAACAUAUACAAAUUGUUAGCUACAUAUCCAUCCUUGAGCAGUGCACAGAUUCUGGGUACUCCAAGUGGCAGGCUGUCUGUACAAGGCUCAUGGACCCAGAGGAAUCUGGAGAGGAAAACAGAUCAACGCUUUUUACAGAAUUAUGAUUUAAACUCAGAUUUAACUCCAAUUUCUACUGGAUUUCCAGUUGAUAUAUCCACAGAGUUGAUGUCUAGCCUAACAAAGAAUGAAGAACGUAGAGCUGUGUUGCGACAAGCCACGAUUGAUAAUUCUACAAAGCAGUUUAUAGAAAUCUGGGAUAAGCAACAUUUUGUGAAGAAUUAUGAUUUAUCUGCCCUGGAUGUUCAUGGCGAUGUUUAUACUGAUAUUGAAUUUCGUUCGUUUGAAUGGUCUCCGGAUAACACUAAGGUCCUGUAUAUAGCGGAAAAAAAGCUUCCCAAAUCAGAACCAUUUUAUAAGCAAAAAUCAUUAGAUAAAAAAGAUAAAGAUAAGAAAGAGGAUGAUGAAACAAUGCUGGGUAAUGAAUAUAUCCACAAACCACAAUGGGGAGAGCAAUUGGUAGGUAAACAUCGACCUGUUGUUGCUGUCCUUGAUACGACGAUCGACACUAUUACAAUUUUAUCUGGAAUACCAGAUGAAUUUUCUCCUGGUCAAGUGAUUUGGACGAAAGAUCAAGAUGUAAUUGGUGUUGCUUGGAAACAUGAGCCAAUAUACUUAGGUCUUACUGCGUGCACCAAUAGAUACUCUUGGGUAUUUUUAUUAAAAAAUGGAGAAUAUCGAAAAUUAUCUGAGGACGGAUGUGCUGUGCACAGUCCUAGAAUUAGCCCCGAUGGAAAUUAUCUCGUGUGGUUGCAGAGAGAAGCAGGUGCCGUCCCACACCAUAAUGCGCACAAGCUUAUGUUCCGAGAUUUGAGAGUGGAAAAAGAUCACAUUAUUGAGAUUGUGGAAGCAGUGCGAACGAGUAAAAUAAUUAAUCAUGGCAAACAAUUUUAUGGGAUAUACGCUCGUUUACCCCGUCGUUGUUGGAGUAACGACUCUGAAUACUUAUUUUUUAGUACUCCGCAAAGAAACAAUAUCGUCUCAUACAUCGUGAAUAUAAAUACGAAAGAUGUUACUGAGAUAAAAAACGAUAGAAGUAGUCUUUCUAUACUAGAUGUAAAGGAGAAUAUGAUUGCGUUUUUGAACACUUCUUUAAUACAACCUUCUAGCCUUAUGAUAGCUCGUUUUGAUAAUGAAGUCGCAACUAGUGGCAAUAUUCCCAGAAUUGCGCUUACAACUCCACUAAAUAUCACUGGUUUCGAAAAAAUUACAUAUGAACAAAACGAAUAUAGUUAUGAUAACGAUGACAGUAUAAAGCAAUUUAAUUAUAUUUAUUUUGGUCCAAAAAGUGGUAAAAAUCAAUCAGUACCUUUUAUAGUAAUACCACAUGGAGGACCUCAUAGCAGUUUUGCGAACACAUUUUCUUUGGAAUCUGCUUUCUUUAUAUUAGCAGGUUUUGCGGUCGUACUAGUGAACUAUCGUGGCUCCACGGGAAUGGGCAGUGCAACGGUAGAAUAUCUUCAAGGAAAAGUCGGAAAUGUGGAUGUGAAAGAUUGUAUAACCGCUACGCAGGAAGUACUUAAGAAGUAUUCCUGGCUCGAUCCUAAACGCCUAGGUCUUUGUGGCGGAUCUCACGGGGGAUUCUUGGUAGCACAUUUGAGUGGACAAGCUCCGGAUCUAUUCAAAGCGGUAGUUGCUAAAAAUCCGGUAAUUGACAUCGCCACCAUGUUCAGUAUAUCCGACAUCCCAGACUGGUGUAUAGUGGAAGCAGGUCUCCUUUACAAUAUCGUUACUGGUUCUUGGCCCGAAGACACCGACAUGUUUGUGAAGAUGAGAAAAUGCUCUCCCAUCGUGUACGUCGAUAAAGUCAAGGCACCAACUUUAGUCUGCAUUGGAACGAAGGAUCUGCGAGUACCACCCUCUCAAGGAACGAUGUGGUAUAAUCGACUCAAAAUUAACAAAGUGAAAACUAAAAUGCUCGUAUAUGAUGACAAUCAUCAGCUGUCAACUGGAUCAGCUGAAAUCGAUCACAUCAUUAACGAUUGUCUCUGGUUAUUGGAGCAUACAUCUAAACAAUCUGAAGACAAAAAAUAAAUCACAGCAUUUGAUUACAUGUGUGUGUGUAUAUAUACAUAAAUCUUUAUUAUCACAAAUUGAAUAUUUACAAUUUUAUUACAUACAAUUUGUAAAGAGACUUACAUAACAAUUCAAUCUCCAUAAAAAUAACGCACAAGUCUAAAAUUUGUAUACAUUAUAUAAAUUUUUAAAUAUACGUACAAAAGUUGUUUUAUACUCGUAUGUAUAUAUAUGUAUAUAAGUCGCACAUACUCAAGUAAAGCAGCCCCUAAAUUAUCAA
Molecule: messenger RNA, 3158 nt
Organism: Monomorium pharaonis (pharaoh ant)
Lineage: Eukaryota; Metazoa; Arthropoda; Insecta; Hymenoptera; Formicidae
Product: acylamino-acid-releasing enzyme
Exons: 13
Coding region: 719-2896 (725 amino acids)
Biological process (GO): proteolysis
Molecular function (GO): serine-type endopeptidase activity
Source: RefSeq, a predicted model, not a curated record